AUGGCAGCGGCACGCCAUUUGUUGCUUCAGCCGCUGCGGCUUGGCGCGCACGCCGCCAGGUCCACCCGAAACUCCACUAUCUGGUUUCCGGAUGCCAAAUUUAUGAGGGAGUACAAAGUAAGUUAAUUUCCUUUCUUGUUUUAUGUGUUUAGACAGGCCGUGCUGAGUAUCGUUUAUUUUUGAUGCGACCAUCUCUGAAUUUUUCAGAAACUUGGAGAAGCCGGUCUGGUCAACUUCCCCUAUGAGGAUAGUCAAAUGGAAAGGGACCUGGGCGCCAAGAAGUUGUUGGAGGAGUAUCAAAAGCUGCCAAUGAUGGCGGACAACCUCGUUGGACCUCAUCGAGAGAAACAGUUCGAAAAUAUGAUCCUCAACUUUGGUCCACAGCAUCCUGCCGCUCACGGUGUGCUUCGAUUGGUCUUGAAGUUGGAAGGAGAGGUAUGGAGUUUUCUUUCGUUUUGUUUCUGGAUUUUAGGUGAUGGUGAAGGUAAAUGUCGAUGGAUUAGGCGGUUUUUGUCCGGAUAGCGUGGCAGAACUUUUUCGAGAGCUGUGUACGAGGGUUUUCGUCCCUCGUAAACAGUUUUUAGAGAUUUUCUAGCUGUAAUCUUUUUGUGGCAGCUUUUUUAUGUUAUACAUGCGACUUUUGAGAAUGUUACUGGAAAUGUAUACAUUGAACUCGAAUUCAGCUAAUUUACAGAUUCUUAAAGGUUGCAUUAGCUUUAGAGAGGGUUUAUAUUGAUACUCAAUAUUUGUUUUCUUCAAAAUUCUCUAAAGGCAACCGAAUAUUCACGUUUCUUCUUCUCCAUAACCUCAUGAUCUUAAUUUCAGGCAGUGAUCAAAGCUAUUCCCCACAUUGGUCUUCUUCAUCGAGCUACUGAGAAGCUAAUCGAACACAAGACCUAUACUCAAGCUCUCCCUUACUUUGAUCGGUUGGAUUAUGUCUCCAUGAUGAACAAUGAGCAAACCUUUGCCUUGGCCAUUGAGAAGUUACUGGGAAUUGAUAUUCCACCAAGAGCCAAGUGGAUUCGAAGUGAGUUUUGUUUUAUUUUUUGUGUUUGUACUUUUAGGAUGAACGAAGAGGAAAUAAUUGGCCAACUGACGAAAAGUUUAUAUUGUACUAGACAAAAAAUCAAUCUUUCGGGAUUUGGCUCUUAUUUUUGAAAAUUUUCAGCCCUAUUUGCCGAGUUGACCCGUAUCCAGAACCAUAUUAUGGGUUUGACCACACACGCUUUGGAUAUCGGAGCUAUGACUCCAUUCUUCUGGCUUUUCGAGGAACGCGAGAAACUUUUCGAAUUCUCCGAGCGAGUGUGCGGCGCUCGAAUGCACGCGAAUUAUGUUCGACCUGGAGGUGUGGCAUGGGAUCUGCCUCUGGGACUGCUAGACGAUAUCUACGAUUGGGCCGUCAAAUUUCCCCAAAGAAUUGAUGAACUUGAAGAUGUUUUGACUGAAAAUCGUAUCUGGAAGAAGAGAACCAUCGAUAUUGGAAUCGUCAAUGCCGCUGAUGCAGUGAACUGGGGAUUCUCCGGGGUUAUGUUGAGAGGAUCGGGGAUUAAAUGGGAUUUGAGGAAGACCCAGCCUUAUGAUGCCUAUGAUCAAGUGGAAUUUGAUGUCCCAAUCGGAACCAAAGGAGAUUGUUAUGAUAGGUAUGGUUUUAAAACGUUGAUCUGGGUCUGUUACUGUCUGUGGUAAAAUAUGGCAGCUGUUGAACAUUUCUCAUUUGAGUAAUAAUUAAAAAUUUAUAUUAUACUUGACCAUCAGAUGAUUUUUUUGCAAAAACUGUAUUUUUUAUGCUGUAUUAUAUAGAAACUGUUGUUAAAAUGAGAUUGCGGUUGUUUGUCAACUAAAUUUUGUUAUUUCAGAUACCUGUGUCGUGUAGAAGAGAUGCGCCAGUCCUUGAAUAUUAUCCUUCAAUGCCUGAACAAAAUGCCCGAGGGUGAAGUGAAAGUUGAUGAUAAGAAGGUGGUACCUCCAAACCGGGCGGAAAUGAAAGUAAGUAUUGUUUUUCUUUGUUUGUUUGAAGUUUAGAGGCGAUUUGGAUAUUACACUUGGCAUCUUUGGCUAAACAAGAGUUUUGGAUGUUUUUUUGAUGUCAAGUCCAAAAUGAAGCCUGAUUUUGAUCAAACAAUGUGAUGUAAACUUUGUCUAAUUCCAGGACAGCAUGGAGAGCUUAAUCCAUCACUUCAAAUUCUUCACCGAAGGCUUCCAAGUCCCUCCAGGCGCCACCUACACCGCCACCGAAUGUCCGAAGGGUGAGUUUGGAGUCUACCUGGUCGCCGACGGCACCUCGAAGCCGUACCGAUGCUAUAUCCGCGCUCCCGGCUUCGCUCAUCUCGCCAAAAUCCACGACAUUACCUACAUGAGUCUGGUGGCGGAUGUGGUUGCUGUGAUCGGAACCAUGGAUGUAGUGUUCGGAGAGGUGGAUCGUUAA
Molecule: messenger RNA, 2425 nt
Organism: Bursaphelenchus xylophilus (pine wood nematode)
Lineage: Eukaryota; Metazoa; Nematoda; Chromadorea; Rhabditida; Aphelenchoididae
Source: the annotation of a GenBank genome assembly